Messenger RNA from Schistosoma rodhaini, 2448 nucleotides. Lineage: Eukaryota; Metazoa; Platyhelminthes; Trematoda; Strigeidida; Schistosomatidae. The record is from the annotation of a GenBank genome assembly.
GAUAAAGUACUGGCGGAUGGAACAGCCAUAUUCGUUUUUUGAUUUGUGUUGAAUGGCACCCUUCACACUUUCCUUUUGGCAGUGGUGCCAAAUGUAGUGAACGAGGAACUCAGUACCGUCAAUAUGAAGGUUGUUUCACAAUAUAAAUAUCUAUUUUGUAUCAAUCAAAUUAUCCCACAAUGUUAUCAUUUAUCAUAUUCAACUCAAACAACAAGAAUAACAAAUUAUAUCCCUUUAAUUGGAUUAGAAAUUCAUGCUCAAUUAUCUGUACCCAAUAAAUUGUUUACAUAUGUACCAUAUAGUUUUGGAGCUCCUCCUAAUACACAAUUAGGUCUACAUGAUGUUGCAAUUCCUGGUAGUAUGCCGAUUUUAAAUCGACAUUGUCUUGAACUUGCUAUAAUUGCUUCUAUUGGAUUAAAUUGUAAUAUCAAUUCAAUUACACAUUUUGAUCGUAAGCAUUAUUUUUAUACAGAUUUACCUGCUGGUUAUCAAAUUACACAAUAUUAUAAACCAAUUUCAGUAAAUGGUUAUUUAGACUAUAUAUGGUUACGUGAUAAUUCAAUGAUUGAACAACCUGAUCCAUUAUAUUCAGAAAUGAUACAUAGUAUUAAUGGUCAAUCUUAUUAUCGUUCACAUGCUCGUAUUAAAUGUAUACAAAUUGAACAAGAUACCGGUAAAAGUUUACAUAAUAUACAACAUGAUUGUAGUUUAAUUGAUUUGAAUCGUUCUGAUGUCGGUCUUAUAGAAAUUGUUACUGAACCAGAUUUUAAUUCAUCUGAUCAAACUGCUGCAUUCAUUAUGGAUUUAUCACGUUCAUUAAGACAUUUAAAAUGUUGUAAUGCUAUUGGUGCAUUUGGUGAACUUCGUGUUGAUGUCAAUGUUUCCAUUGGUCAGGAUAUAGCCAAUCAAAAUCCUCGAGUUGAAAUUAAAAAUAUUAGCACUAUUCAUGGUGUGAUUUCUUCAAUUGACUAUGAGAUUAGGCGCCAAUCUGAAAUUCUCAAUUCUGGUGGAAAAAUUACACAAGAAACUCGGUCCUAUGAUCCAGUGGAUAAUGUAACUUUACGAAUGAGAGAUAAAGAAUUAGCUCAAGAUUAUCGUUAUAUUCCUGAACCGAAUUUACCUUCUAUUAAAAUUUUAUCAAAUUGUUCAUUAUGUUCAUCUCAAUCAUCAUCCGGAUCCGCAUCAUCGUCAUCAUCUACAUUAUCAUCCGCAUCAUCAUCGCCAUCGUCGUCAUCAUCAUCUUCAUUAUCAUCCGCAUCAUCGUCAUCAUCACCAUCCAAUAAUCAAGUUUGUAUACAAUGUAUUAAAGAAAAAUAUCAUUUAAAUUCUAUAAAUUGGUCAAUGAAUUUACCUGAAUAUAAAAAACAAAUAUUUUUAAUUGAACAUGGUUUAUUAUUAAAUCGUGUAAUUGUUUUAAUUGAACAUAAUGAAUUAUGUCAAUUAUAUGAAUUAACAUUAAACUACUUAAUUGAGAUUUAUAGUAAUCAAAUGGAACAAUUCAAUGUUUUAAUUUAUGCUAAAGAAUUAAGUUUUUGGAUUACUGGUUAUAUAUAUGGUUUAAAUAAAAAUAAAACUGUAAAACGUCUUCCUAAAGUUGAACAACUGGCUGAAUUUAUACAAAUGAAUUUAACUGGACAAGUUUUUGGAUCAACAGCAGUUGAACUAUUGAGUCUAAUUAUUCACAAUGAUGAAAGUACAUAUUUUUCAGUUCAUGAGUUAGCUGUCAAACAUGAUCUAAUUUUAAUUCAAGAUCCAGAUCAAAUUAAAAUUCAAUGUGUUAAGUUAAUUAAUGAUUAUCCUAAACUGGUCAGACAAUAUAAAAAUGGUAAUAAGAAAAGUUUAAAAAAGUUGGUGAUGCAUUUAAUAACUAAUUCAAAAUGUUACAAUAAUUCUAAUAAAUUUAAUCCUCCUACUGUUAACAAAAUACUUGAACAACUUAUUUUAUCCUCCUCAUCAUCAUCAUCAUCAGCAGCAGCAGCAGCGUCAUCAUUGUCAACAUCAUCAUCUGAAUCAUCUUCUUCAUCAAUCUCAUCAUCGAUAAAUACUGGUUCAUUAUCAAGUUCGAUUGGAUUAGAUCAGAAAUGAAGGUAUGAAAGUGUAUAGGUGUAUGUGGGCGGAAGGGGCGUAGAAACUAUUUUGUAUUUGUUACGAAGUUAUAGAAGUAUAUCAUUGAGAAGAUUGUUAUUAUACCCAUAUAUAUACAUACAAUACAAUUUAGUUAUGAAGUAUUGUGUUCAUCGGUUCGUUUACGUGUUUUCUUCUCUCAGAGGAACCAAAAACAAACUAAUUCUUCUGUUAUUCAAAGAAGAAAUGUAAAUGAUACUUCUAAUUAUACUUCUUUUUUCUUUUCUUUUUUGUACAUUAGUUUUUGAAAUUAUAAAUGUAUAUUGAUGUUUACAUUCAGACGUAUAGUUGAUAUCAUUGUCAAAUAAAUUUGUUAAUUCUAGA